Molecule: messenger RNA, 664 nt
Organism: Tricharina praecox
Lineage: Eukaryota; Fungi; Ascomycota; Pezizomycetes; Pezizales; Pyronemataceae
Exons: 2
Coding region: 5-322 (105 amino acids)
Source: RefSeq, a predicted model, not a curated record
GCGCAUGGCCGGGACCGGGUGCUGCGGCGCUACGAACACCGAGCUGUCGGAGGCGGAGGACAGCAUGGAGCGGACGGGGGACGUGGAUCGUGACGGCGGGCGGAUGUGUAUUGGUGUCCGUAUGCUGUGGGCAUCAUUGUCAUCGCUCGCGACGACGAUUACGACGUCCUUUCUGGGAGCGACCGCCAGGUUGAAUAUCUGCUCGGGGAGCGCUUUUUUUCUUCUUCGUUUUUCGUUCUUUCUGUCCUUCUUUCUUUCUUUUUUUUCCUUCUUUUCUCGGGAUGUAAUUAUCGAGAGCUCUGCCAGUUUCGCGCUGGUAUAAGGGGAUGUAGGAGGGGGAAACGGAUCGCAGAAGUGGAAAAGAAAGGUGAGACGAAACAGGACCAGGACUGGAGUCGAGCGAGUGUGUAGAGUACAAAAGUCAACCAGGAAGUCGUGGGUAAUUAUCGAAUCGAUGUAACGUGGAGGAUCAAAUCGAAUUAAUCAACUAGCGAAAGACGCGGGACAUGAUAUUUGGGGAGGGGGGGCGGCGAGACGAAUCCUCGAUUAAAUCGUGCAGUUGCAUAACCCACCACACCACUCACUUUCAUCCGUUACCCUGAUCGACUCGCAGCUUUUUCCUCAGCGCUCUGCUAUUCGUCACGUCUCUGAGAUGAACGUAUUU